Messenger RNA from Cyprinus carpio (common carp), 3715 nucleotides. Its product is annotated as maturin-like. The record is from RefSeq and is a predicted model, not a curated record. NCBI's taxonomy places the organism in Eukaryota, Metazoa, Chordata, Actinopteri, Cypriniformes, Cyprinidae. Gene Ontology annotation, cellular component: cytoplasm. Gene Ontology annotation, biological process: regulation of signaling; positive regulation of megakaryocyte differentiation.
GAAGCGGGUCCACUACAGCUACAGGCCGAUAUGAGACAGUGAGAGCGCAGCAGAAGCAGAACCAGAACCGGAAUCAUCUGCGAUCACCAUGACGACGCUGCCUUAGUGCUCAGCAUCCGCAUCCUCAGCAUCAUCCGCGGCUCAGGUGCGCCGUCAGUGCGCCGUCAGUGCGUCAGGCAGGAUGCAGUUCAAAGAGCUGGUGGACACCGCCGAGAAAUGGUGCUCCGGGAAUCCGUUUGACCUGAUCUUCGCCGAGGACGUGGACGAGAGGCGGCUGGACUUCUACGCCGAGCCCGGGAUCUCGUUCUACGUGCUCUGCCCGGACAAUCUCACCGGAGGAACCGAUAAUUUUCAUGUGUGGAGUGAGAGCGAGGAGUGUCUGCCCUUCCUGCAGCUGGCGCAGGACUACAUCUCCUCCUGCGGGAAGAAAACACUGCUGGAGGUGCUGGACAAAGUCUUCAGAGCCUUCAGGCCUCUCCUGGGUCUUCCAGAUAUUGACGAUGACGCAUUCGAUCAGUAUCACGCAGACGUGGAGGAGGAACCAGAGCCAGACCACCAGCAGAUGGGUGUGAGCCAGCAAUAAUGCCCAGCAGAGAGGCUCCGCGCUGGGCCACAGUCUCUGCAUCGAGCCCUGCUCUCCUAACCUUACUCACCUGGCUCUUCUUCUUACAGUAUACACACAAACACACACACUGCAUCAUUACACCCUUUAAAAUCUGGACAGCUUUUCCUGCACCCUGAUUUUAACUCAAGUGAUCAUUAUUUUGAUCAAUAUUAUUUCUCAUUAACCUCUCAUCACAUUUAAGCAGAGACAAAACAAAUAUCUCAUUCCCAGCAUUCAUAAUAUUUUUUUCAAUAAUCUGGAGGCAGUAGAUUAGAAAUGUAUGUUCAGAAUGGAAUACCAGUGUACUGCAUACUGCUGCAUUGUCACUUGACCUCAUUAUGUUGCAUGUUUAAUUCAGUGGCAUACAGUUGUCAAAAUUACAGUAGGAUGUUUUGUAUUCGCAUCCAAAUUUGUGGUAAAAAAUGUGUAAAAGUUGCAAUUGGUAUCACGUCCUAUUCAUUCAUCAGAUUGGAAAUAGAAGGUAAAUGCUGCAUAUUUUGAUAAAUUCUAACAAUUAGACCAGGAACAUGUAUUAAGAAAGUAAAUGGGGUCAGUUCUAUUGAUUUCAUGUAGUGAAUCUAGAUGUCCAUUGUGGAUUUAUUGUACCCUUGAAUAAUACAUUUACCCCAGAUCUUGUCUUCGUAUUGAAAUGUACUUUAAAUCACUCUGAAAUAUCUGCUAAAUGACAAAUAACCAAAGCUGACUGCAAGUGCAUAUAAAGUAUCUGUGUUUUCAGGAUCAAAUUAAACAAGAUCAGAAGGUAAAGUCCAAAUAUCACUGAUUCAGAGGUGAUGAGGUUAUUGUGUUUUAUGGGUGGGUGAGAUGUUUAAACAAAUCCUCGAUUAAUCCUCUCUUUGCCUUUAUUGUCUUUUGAUUGUAUUAACAUCCUCUGAGUUAAGAAAGGUCAACUCGAGAGUUUAACCACAGAAAGGUCAAACUGUGUAUCUAGGUCUAAACUCUUAAAAUAAAGGUUCUUCUGCUGUUCAACACUGAAUCCAAUUCUUAUCAAGAUCCAUUUUUGGUCUCAUCGGGUUCUUGAGUUGAUAUAGACUUCUUUAAAGGUGCUCUGUAUGAUUUUUAUAUAUAAUAUCAGCACACACUCAUUUAAAGAUAUAGGGCCUAAUCAUAAACUCGGCGCAAUGCAACGGCAGGCACAAUGCAAGUGUUUUUUGCAAGUUUCAGUCUGAUGCAGUUAUCAUUUUCACAUCCAGUGCCACGUUGCUUAAAUAGCAAAUGCACUUGUGCAGACAUGCUGGUCUGAAAACGAGGUGUGUUCAGGUGCAUUGUUGGUGCGUUGCUAUUUUGACGCAAGUGAAAACGAUUGCACCUUUGACCAAAUAAAACCUGGUCUAAAGUCAAUGGUGCAGUAUUUUUUUUUAUAAGGGGCGUGUUGGUAUUAUGCACCAAAUGCUAAAUGUUAAAAAUGAAAGGAUUAAAAUGUAAAAGAUUAUUAUUGUGUACGCUUUAACCUUCCUCUUUGGAGACGCGUUCAGUCACAACUGGCUUUUAAAGGGAAUGGGAGAUGAGACUCUGAUUGGUUUAUUGCACGUUUCGCCCCAAAACACACCCAUGACUCAUUAAGAGAAUAGGUACAACCUAUUAAAGGGUAAAACCUUUGCUAAAAACUAGUAAAAGUGUUUUUGGACAUGCCCUAAGUGAGUGCACCACCGCCAUGCGCUUAGAUUAGGGUGUGUUUGUUAUUGUAUGUAAGCCACGCCCUUUGAAACUUAUGCCCCUCCCUGCAUUUAUUAUGAGGCUGCGGAAGCGACCUCCCACUCCGAUUUGUAAAAGCAAGCUGGUGGAGUGCAGUACAGAGCUUUCUUUUAAAGGUGAACAUCCACAUGCACUGGUUUUAUAUUUGCAUAAAACCUCCUCAUUUGGCAUUGUUUAUAAAAGCCACAUUUAUCUUAAGUUUCGUUAUCUUGCUUCUCUUUUUUUUAUGUUGCGCUAAAGGGGGCGUGACCAAAGCACACAUUUGUUUUGAGAAGGGCUGCUCCCCUGAGGACCACCAAGUUGAGAAACUGUAAAAAAAACAAAAAAAAUUGUUGAUAAAUCGUAUAUAGCACCUUUAAAGGAAACUUAGAUUAGGAAGUUAUUGAAAUCAGUUUUUAAAGCACCAGAUCAUAUAUUUUUUUUUUUUGGCAGUUGGAAUUUUCCUGAAAAACCUUUAUUUUUAAGAGCAGGCAUAUAUAUAUAUAUAUAUAUAUAUAUAUGGGGGGGACUGCUGUGUUAUGGUCAUGUGACCUGAUGCAGCAGUUUCCAUGACCUGUUUAAAGCAUCAUUUAUUUGCUGUCAUCUCAACAAACAGGACUGCACAGACCGUGCCACAGACGAGGUCAGCAGAGGCACAUCAUGUUUCUUCAGGACAUACUGUAUGUGAAUUUGCUGACGUUGUGGCUGCUAAACUUCCACUGUCUUCUGCUUCCAUAGUGUCUUCUUGCACACACACAGUCUAAAGUGAAGCGUAGAGAUGAAUUAUACCAACAGUGUGUUACUCAGAUCAAAGCUGCUGUUUUUCUGUCUUUAUUUAGUUAUGUAACACUUAAAGCUCUGUACCUGAUUGUGAUAUUUAUUUUAUAUAACUGUUUAUUUAUUUGUCCCAUGGCCUAAACUUCUCAACGUUGCCACUUUUUGUGUAAUUUUAAUUUAUUUUUGCUGGUCCAUUUAGGUACGUAGCUUUACCUUUCAAAGAUGUAUUUGUUUUGUUUAUAUGUAUUCAUUAUUUCACCUGACUGUCAUUAUUGUGUAACAGUUAAACCUUUAUACUGGGUUUGUGAUUUCUAUUUUAUUUAUUAUUUAUUAAUUUUUAUAUAUUGUUUAUUAUUAGUUUACCUGUUUAUGAUUUAUUUAUUUAUUUAUUUACUCCUUUGUGUGUUUAAAUCCAAUUGUGGAUGAUAUUUCUGUCACCUUUUUAACUAAUAAUUUAAUUUCUGAGAAGAUUGUUCAAAUCUUACUAUGUGGUAAUUGGAAAUACUGUACUGUUAUUGAUUUUAGAUGAAUAUUGAUCAGCCUGUCUAGAGUCAUUUAGAAUUGAACUGGAGUAAAAUUCAUUUGGGUCAGCAUGUAAUGUAACCUGAAAUUCAACAAUUAAAUUUUAACCUUAUGAGUGUA